This is a messenger RNA of Spathaspora passalidarum NRRL Y-27907, 1848 nucleotides long. RefSeq lists its product as uncharacterized. The transcript has a single exon. Bases 1 to 1848 code for a protein of 615 amino acids. Lineage: Eukaryota; Fungi; Ascomycota; Pichiomycetes; Serinales; Debaryomycetaceae. The record is from RefSeq and is a predicted model, not a curated record. Gene Ontology annotation, cellular component: endoplasmic reticulum lumen. Gene Ontology annotation, biological process: retrograde protein transport, ER to cytosol; endoplasmic reticulum unfolded protein response.
AUGAUUCUGAAUUGGACAGCACUAUUUACGUUACUUGGUUUGGUUCACGUUGCAACUGCAUCUCAUACCGUAUACAAGAGUUCCAAUCGAAUAAUAUUCCAGAAUGGUGCAAUUCCCAAAAAUAUCGCCGAAUCGUUUGUUGCCAUGAACGAGGAUAUCAAAGAGACAGCCCAAUUUGAAAUCUUGAACAUGCAUACAAAAUAUCACAAUGGAUCGUAUCUAUGCCACUUGCCUCGUGAAAAAGAGAUCGAUUUACGUAUCCCCAGCCCGGGAACCCCUACAUCUGAAUUGAAAAAGAAAGCAAUGGAUAUCAUCCAAAAGACAUUUUCUACAGACAAUUGUACAUUCUCGUUCAAUCUACAUGAUGGGUAUUGGACAAUUGCGUACUGUUUUGGUGAUAAAGUGAUUCAGUUCCAUGAAUCAUUGCAGCAUUAUUUAAGUGGUAAACAUGAGCCCCAUUUCCCCAUGCACGUAUAUACCUUAGGAAGAUUCCCUGGCAGUGAAAAGAUUAACAAGAACAUCAAGAUUGAAAACCAAGCCAAAGGGUUAGAGACGAAGUUGGAUGAGACUGAUUUCACAAUUUUUGACGGGGAAUAUAGUUACUUUAGUACGAAUCAACCGGACUCGGAAACAAACACGCAAAAGUUCAUCAAGCAUACCCUUUCCAGUGGUGAGAUUUGUGAUUUGACAAUGAAGCCGCGUACCAUAGAUAUUGUGUACCAGUGCGAUCAAUCGGUAGCUGGUCCUAGCAAAUUACUCCAAUUUCAAGAAAUCAAGACAUGUCAGUAUCAGAUGAUUAUUCAUGUCCCGGGACUUUGUGCACUUGAAGAAUUUAAACGGAAUAUCAUCCAUGACAAUGUUGUGGAUAUGGAAUGCAAAAAGAUCGACGAUAGCAGGGAUAGCGACAAGAAUAUUUCCUAUUCUGACUUUUUCAGUUAUACCGAGACUGUUCCAGUGUUGGGACUUCCUCCAACCAAAAAUGUGAAAGUUAAUUUACAAGACUAUAGUUUGACACCAUGUGGAGGAGGAUACUUUUUAGGAACAAAAAAGACAGAAUCAAAGACGGGGAACCCUUACUGGGAUCGUAGAAGAAUAUUCAUUUAUAGUGGGAUUAAACCGCAAGAAGAUCUAGUGGAGGAGUUUGGACGAAUGCUCUUGUCGGUACUUGAUCACAAGAUCCCAUCUCCUUUGGUGAAUGAAAAGAAAUUGGAAUUGCUAUUACUGUGGAAUGAUUCGUUUACAAUGUGGUAUGAAAUGUAUGAUUAUACCGGUAAUUUCAUGUCGUUAUUUAGAGUUAGACGAGGAGAUCACAAAACACAUCUGCUUGAAGUUGAAACUUUUGAUCCGAGUGUGUUGAAUGGGGCCAAUGGUAUGUUGUCCAAGUUUGAAGCACCCAACAACAACUGGAAUUUUGAGCAUUUUCUGAGAUCAAAGUUUCCUAACAUUAUCCGAGAACCGGCCCUUGAAGCCAAGACACAAACGGUCACCGUCACAGUUACAAAUAGUGAAUUGGAUGUUGAAACUGAUGAAAGUGUCGUUUCCACUGAAACUACUGUGGUUCGUGUCAUCACUGAGGGGCAGAAGAAAGAAAUAGAUCCCAAGCUAGUUCAACGUAAUAUCCAGGGAGUAGUGGAGGUUGAAUUCGAGGGAAAGAAUCUGGUUGAGUUUGAAGAAAUGAUUUCUGAACUUCAAAGCGCCAUAAGCUCGGCUAAAGCACAAAAUGAGGAGCUUGACAUAGGAGAAUAUUUGCAAAAAAACUUCAACGUUAAGGUUGUGACUGAUACUAAUACCGACUCGGAUAGCUCCAACUCAGAGGAAACUGAAGCUGUAGUCCAUGAUGAGUUGUAG